Schistocerca gregaria is the source of this 4613-nucleotide messenger RNA. RefSeq names its product microprocessor complex subunit DGCR8 (gene pasha). Gene Ontology annotation, cellular component: microprocessor complex. The transcript is spliced from 13 exons. Gene Ontology annotation, molecular function: heme binding; double-stranded RNA binding; primary miRNA binding. Gene Ontology annotation, biological process: primary miRNA processing. Lineage: Eukaryota; Metazoa; Arthropoda; Insecta; Orthoptera; Acrididae. Bases 303 to 2732 code for a protein of 809 amino acids. The record is from RefSeq and is a predicted model, not a curated record.
GAGGGUUAAAUCGCAAAGUGGCUCUCCCUUUAUUUAGAACUUUUGGUGAUGCUACACGGAACAUCAAAUUCAGCACGAUGUUUUCUUCAACAUCUUAGUUAUUUAAUAGUUGUAACGGUGAGUUGGUACUCUCUGCUACUGCCAAUGCAAAUGUCCAGUUGAUUCUGUUAUUUAAACAAUUGGACUUUGAUGUCAUUGGCGGAAGUGGGGGCACUGACCCGCGAUUGCUGCUAACAGCGAACGACGGCUCGUGUGUGGAUACGUGUAUUAUUUAACAAGAUUCUCUAUUAAAGGUAGUCAAAAUGGUGCGACAAAAACGUAAACACUCAACAGACAGUACAGGUAGCUGUGAUGAUAGUAGAAAGUGUCCACAUUUGACCAAUUUAAUGUUACCAGUAGGUCAAGAGGUUGUGAUUAAGAGUGAGCCCAUUGAUGCACCUGCAGAGGAAAGUCCCACAUAUCCGAGCAGUGAUGUUGAUGAUGAUGCUGGAAUUGAUGUAGAUGAAUCUGAAUUUUAUAAACGCCUUAAAAUGGAGUUGGACAGUGAAAAUGGUAGUAGUAGCAGAGAUUCCUGGGAUGAGAGAAUAGCAGACAGCAGACAUAUUAGUACUGAGAAAAAAGAAGGGCAACAGUCUCAGUGUGAAAUCAGUCCAUCUGAGGAAACAACUGUUCAUAAUAACAAGAUGAAGGAAUUGACAUUACAAAGGAAAGACAGUAUAGGAACAAAGACUGUAGCUCAGGUUAAUGAAAACAUUAGUAAUGCGGAGGACAUUGUUGAGUCACAAGUGUGUACUAACACUGUCACUCAAAAUGGAAAUGAACAUUGUACUGAAGAAAGUGAUUCCACAAAGGAGAUAAAUAUUUCUAGUGAAAAUGUUACUGCAGGCAGGGAAAGAGAGAGUGCGGCACUUGAAAUGAACCAUGUAGUAACAGAAGAAAGUGAGUGCCACAAAGAAAUAGAGGAAAGUACAAGUCAUACAAUAGUAGAAGAAAGUGGAGAUGAAAGAAAUGACGAUGAUGAACAUGAUGGUACCCAAGAAAGUGAUCAACAACAAGGCAGGGACUCUUCCUGUGCUGGAGAUGAAUCCAUGGCAUUACGAGAGUUUGAUGUCCUGGAUGAAUUUGACCAUAAUGAUGAAGAGGAAGAUGACCAGGAUGAUUAUAACCAAUCAGAUGAUGAUUCAGAGGUACCUGAUGAAGAAAUAGAAGCUAUGUUAGAGGAAGGUCUACCAGAAGAAUUCAAGAAGAAAGCUAAAAAUGGAGAGAAUGGAGAAAAUGGGGAGAACGGUGAACCAACAUUCAAAGAAAGGAAAAAAGUUGUUUUAGAAGAACUGGAUCAUAAUCAUUUUGAGAUGCUGCCUGAUGGUUGGGUUCAAGUGAAUCACAAUAGUGGUAUGCCUGUUUUCCUGCAUAAACAAACACGUGUAUGUACACUUGCCAAACCAUACUUCCUUGGACCUGGAAGUGCAAGGAAACAUGAGAUUCCACUGAGUGCUAUACCGUGCUUGCAGUAUCGCCGUGCCCUGGAAGCAAAGAAUGCAGCUACUGAAAGCAGCUCAGGAAACCAGUCAGAAAAAGCUGAUGCGACACAACUGGAAAAUAAUUCUGGAUUUCCAAAUGCCUCCAUUGAAACUCUUCAAGAGAACAAAGAGAAACAGUCACUAAGCCCUAUACAAGUCAGAGAAUAUUGUGAGAAGCUUUUCCAGUUUAAAGUUGUUAAAGUUCUGAGAUUUAAGUCCUGGACGGAAAGAAGGAAAUAUACUAAACAAAAGAAGCAAUAUUUACAACUACAGCGGCCAACUUUGCCAGAAGGAACAAAGCUCAUAAAAUUUCCUAUUCAGAAUGCAGGUUGUCGAGAAAAUGGUCAUCCAAGGAAAGAGUGGAUUAUGAAUCCAAAUGGAAAGAGUUAUGUUUGCAUACUUCAUGAGUAUGUCCAGCAUGCAUUGAAAAAGCAACCUUCUUACAAAUUUAAGGAGCUAGAAAAUGCAGGUACACCCUAUUCAGCUACAGUAUCAAUAAAUGGCAUGCAGUAUGGAGUUGGAUAUGGGACAAGCAAAAAACAAGCAAAAUCAGAAGCUGCAAAAGCAACCCUGGAAAUUUUGAUUCCUGAAAUGAGAGAAAAAAUUCAGUCAAGUGACAGAGGUGGGGCAAAAACUGAACAUGGAUCAUCAGACUCAUACCUAUCUAUAUUUGAUGAAAUCAAGAUCGAAGAUCCACGAGUAGCUGAACUUUGUGCCAAAACUACAGAACCAUCUCCAUAUGCAAUACUCCUCACAUGUUUACAAAGAAACUUUGGAAUGGGAGAAAUGCAUAUAAAAUAUGAAGUAAAUGCUCUAAGGCAUCAAAGAAAUGAAUUCAUGAUGACUGUUGGUCGUCACACAGCAAAAGUUAUAUGUAAGAACAAAAGAGAUGGAAAACAAAGGGCAUCACAAUCUAUUUUGCAGGCCCUACAUCCUCAUAUUACAAGCUGGGGGUCUUUAUUACGACUCUAUGGCAGUCGUUCAGUGAAAAGCAUGAAGGAGAAAAAACAGGAAGAACAGGAGAUUACAUUGCUGCAAAGUAAAGCUGCAAUUAAUUCUCCAAAUUUUGCAAUAUUGAACAAACUAAAGACUGAAAUGAAAAAACUAAAGGCUAUGAAGGCUUCCAUUCAGCCAAUUGGAAAAUUUAUUCCCCCUGAUGAUGUGGAUUUACCUUCAUCCUCUGGAGUUGAUUUGAACAGUGUUGACCUCUGACCUUCAUCAGCUCUCACCCAAACAAACUGUAAUGACUGUGGUUAUCCAUACACUAGCGAAUAAUAGACAAAAAGUUAAACUUACUGAAAUUACUGAGCUGGUGCCACCACUUAAAAGAAAGUUCUGAAACUUGAGUCUUCGCAAAGUGGAGUUUCCUCUUUUUCAGCAGAAAAGUAAAAUGAGACGGCAGCAAAAUAAGUUGUUCAUAAUUCCACAUUAACAUUAAGAAAAGUAAAAUGCAAUAGAGAAGCUUAUACACUUGUUAAAUUCCACUACUGCUAUUACCAUGUUUAACAUGUGUAGGUUUGUGUGUAUUGUAUCAUCUUCUUAAACAUUCUUGUUUUUCCUCCUCCACCUCUUUAGAUUCUGCAAGAGAUUUCUGUAAUUCAAGUGCCCAAGACCCAGCACACCUCUGUUUUUGCAAAUGUUAUCACCAAUUCUUUAAUAUUUAUUAUCUUUAAUGCAAAUAUUUUAUGUAUGAUUUAAAGAAAACGUUAUUUUUAUUUUAAAAAUUAAUGUCUUCUUCAAAUGCCACAUGUAGAGUCCAAAAUUAGAAUCAGGUCUUAUAAAUUUUUAUUGUUGCCGAUGUGAAAAUUAUUGCUGUGUAUCCUUGUCUCAGUAGUUACAGGUCAAAGGGUGAAAGAAAUUAACAACACUUGUUUCAUUUAGCAGUUCUCUAAAAAGUUUUAAGUUACUAUUUUGGUAUGAGAAAGAAUUUUUAUUUUAGAACCAACUAUUUCAUCAAAACAUGCUGGCCAAUGUUUUAUUUUAAUGGACAUUACUAGUAUGAUUUGUAUAUUAUUACUUUUCUAGUCAUAAGGAAACAUAGGUUUUUGUAUGUAUUUUUCUGCAAAUUAUGUAAAGUGAAUGAUGAUGACAAUUUUACUUGUAAUGUGGUUUGAGUGUAAUGAACUGUGUUUGGAGAAGAGUAAGUAGUGGAAGUAGGUGAUUGGUUGUUUCACAUUAAAUAUGACUUGAAGUGAAUCACAUAAUUUUGUAAGAUCUUUCAACAUUAAUGCUCAGGAUUUCCUAAAUUAAAAUGUUUAAUAAUUACAAGAUUGUAAUAUAUACAUGUUGACUGGACAAUUAUUUAUAAUGCAAAAGUAAAAGAAGACCUUCAAAUACAUCAGAACUAACUGUAACUUAUAUAUUUUGUACAUUAAUUUUUAUAGAUUUGUGGUGGUAUCAUUAUAUCAGUUUCAGUGAAAGUGUGGUGCUAUGAAAACUUUCACGUUUUUAUAACUGUUCUUCAGUUUAGUUGUUCUUAUUUAGAAUUAGUUAAACUAACUAUCUUGUUGCACAAUAUAAUCAUUUAUUACAGUAACAAAAAUUCCAUACAAUAUCAUUGUGUUUUUAAACCAACAGAAUCCAGUUUACAGUUGCAGGUAAUGACAACAUAAUCACACCUUACAUAAUAGUAACAAGUGUUAUGUAAUGCAUAAUGAAGUUAGUAAUUUUUUUGUGACACUUCAGUGUAUCAAUUUUUUACAACUAUACGAUAUACAUAUUCAUAUCUAGAAUGGUUGAGUAGCUGCUCACAACGAAGUGAGCAUUGAUUUUAUGUAACUGUGUUUAUGUUACUUUCAUUAUUUAUUUAAUCAUUGCCAAAAGGUUUGUUUAUGGUGUACAGUGUGAUUAAGAUUGUAUGUUAAAUUAUUAGUGUCAUUGUGUGCAUUUAUUUUAGAGUAUUACGAAUGGUUAGUGUUAUAUAUCCUAUUCCAGCAAAUGUUACUGUAAGUAAAGUAGCCUCAAAGUUAGACUUACAUUACAGAAAUGUAAAAACACUGUACCAAGAAAUAUUUUACGAAGUAUUUCAAUUUUUGUAUCAGUCCCUAUGUAUCUGCUGCUUUGGGAAAAUACACAAUGAAAUUUAUUCCAAGA